AUGGAGAUUAAAGUGGAGAUCUUAUCAAGAGAAGUAAUCAAACCAUCUUCUCCAACUCCAAAUGAUAAGAGAAUUCUCAAUCUCUCCCUUCUUGAUAUCCUCAGCUCACCCAUGUACACAGGUGCACUUCUCUUUUACUCUGCAGAUCCUCAUAACCCUCUCGGUUCUUCAUCAGAAGAAACAUCCUUGAAGCUCAAGAAAUCUCUGUCUAAAACAUUACCAUUCUUCUACCCUCUUGCCGGAAGAAUCAACGGAAGUUUCAUCCAAUGUAAUGAUGAAGGAGCUGUGUUUAUAGAAGCUAAAGUAGACCAUCUUCUCUCGGAGUUUCUCAAGUGCCCUGUUCCUGGAUCACUGGAGCCACUCAUUCCUCUUGAAGCUAAAUCAAGAGAAGCAGUUACAUGGCCUGUGUUGCUAAUCCAGGCCAACUUCUUCAGCUGUGGAGGAUUAGUUAUCACAAUAUGUGUUUCUCAUAAGAUCACUGAUGCAACAUCAUUAGCAAUGUUCAUCAGAGGAUGGGCUGAGACAGCAAAAGGUUUGGGGAUUACAUUGGUUCCUAGUUUCACAGCUUCAACGUUCUUUCCUCCACCUCCUGAUGAGCUUCCCUUAAAACCGAUGGAUCAUAAAGUAGAGGUUGAAGAGAUGAAAUGUGUAACAAAGAGGUUUGUAUUCGAUACCUUAAAGAUCAAGAAACUUAGAGACAAAGCUUCAAGCAGCAUUGUCAAGAAUCCAACUCGUGUUGAAGUGGUUACAGCUCUUUUCUGGAUAUGUGCAAAUAAGGCUUCUAGAUUGAUUUCUUCAACAACAAGAACUUCAGUGCUGCUGAUACCGGUGAGCAUACGAGGGAAGCUAGAUUCUUUGCCUGAGAACACAAUUGGGAAUAUGCUUUCCAUAAUGAUCCUCAAGAACCAAGAAGGUAUGCUAGAUGAGAUUCAAGAUGUGGUUAAUGAGUUAAGGAAAACAAAGGAAAUCUUUAGCUUGAACUGCAAGGAAAUGUUGAGAUCCUCUUCAAGAGUUCUUGAGUCUUUGAAAGAGAUUGGGAAAGCAUAUGGAAGAGGGAACGAGAUAGACUUGUGGAUGAGUAAUAGCUGGUGUAAGCUAGGCAUGUAUGAGGCUGAUUUUGGAUGGGGGAAGCCGGUUUGGGUGACCGGAAGAGGUACGUCUAGUUUCAAGAACUUUAUGUUGUUGAUUGAUGCUAAAGAUGGAAAAGGAAUUGAAGCUUGGAUCACUCUUGUGGAAGAACACAUGUCACUCUUUGAACAAGAUGAAGAGCUUCUUGAAUCAGCUUCCUUGAAUCCCCAAGUUUUGAUCUAAUAACACAUCAUGGUGAUUAGAUACCAUUAUGUAUAUUGUACCUAUAUAAGUGAACAAGAAACUUGCAAACCUGAACUAGUUCAAAGAUUUGGUUUUGGAUAUUAUAGAGAUAAGCAUGUAGUCUUUAGAGAUAAAGAUAACUAUGGCUUAGUCAUUAUCUACAUAUGUAUUUCACAUUGUGACGUGUAUAUAUACUCGUCUUUGUACGUUAAUAAGAUCAACA
Messenger RNA from Eruca vesicaria subsp. sativa (arugula), 1534 nucleotides. The record is from the annotation of a GenBank genome assembly. NCBI's taxonomy places the organism in Eukaryota, Viridiplantae, Streptophyta, Magnoliopsida, Brassicales, Brassicaceae.